AUCACUACUGCAUUACUUUUUAUGUUUAGUACUAUUAUUACGACAAUAUAGCACAAGCGAAGAGCAAACGAAGAGAGAGAGAGAGAGAGAGAGAGUAGUACUAGUGGUGGACGGUGGAGAUUUACUAACCGAUCGCAAGUGGACGGGGGCGAUGGGGCACCGCUGGUCGAUCAAGACGGCGGCGGCGGCGGGGGCGGGGGCGGUGUGGACGGCCGUGAUGCUCUGCUUCGCGGGCCCGACGAUCGUCGGAUUCGCCGCGGCCGCGGCGCCGCGCGUUCGCGCAGCGGUGGUGGCGUGGCUGGCGCCGCCCUACCUCUACCUCGUCGUCAACGCCAUCAUCCUCUCCAUCGCCGCCUCCUCCCGCUUCCGCGCCGCCCCCUCGGGAUCCGAUCCCGAUCCCGAUCCCGAUUCUGCGGCGGCGGAGAUCGCUGUAGCCGCGGUGGGCGAGGUGGCGGAGGUGGAGGAGGAGGUGGUAGUGGAGAGGCUCUUAUCACUACUGCAUUACUUUUUAUGUUUAGUACUAUUAUUACGACAAUAUAGCACAAGCGAAGAGCAAACGAAGAGAGAGAGAGAGAGAGAGAGAGUAGUACUAGUGGUGGACGGUGGAGAUUUACUAACCGAUCGCAAGUGGACGGGGGCGAUGGGGCACCGCUGGUCGAUCAAGACGGCGGCGGCGGCGGGGGCGGGGGCGGUGUGGACGGCCGUGAUGCUCUGCUUCGCGGGCCCGACGAUCGUCGGAUUCGCCGCGGCCGCGGCGCCGCGCGUUCGCGCAGCGGUGGUGGCGUGGCUGGCGCCGCCCUACCUCUACCUCGUCGUCAACGCCAUCAUCCUCUCCAUCGCCGCCUCCUCCCGCUUCCGCGCCGCCCCCUCGGGAUCCGAUCCCGAUCCCGAUCCCGAUUCUGCGGCGGCGGAGAUCGCUGUAGCCGCGGUGGGCGAGGUGGCGGAGGUGGAGGAGGAGGUGGUAGUGGAGAGGGAGAGGGAGAGGGAGAGGGAGAGGGAGAAGGUGGAGACGAGGGAGGAAAAGGAGGAGGAGAUGGUGAGGGAGAAGCCGCUCUUUUCUGUUAGACUCGGCCACCAAAACCGUAGGAGCUCGAAGAAGCCCGCCUCCAGUUCCGAAGCAGGGAAGGCGCUGCGGGUGGCGCGGCCGCGGCGGGUGGAGACGCUGGAGAGCACGUGGCGGACGAUCACGGAAGGUCGGGCGGUGCCGCUGGCGCGCCACCUCAGGAAAUCCGAUACGUGGGAGGUGCGCGGCGGCCGCAGCGGCAACGUCGACGAAUCUCCGCUGGAGCCGCCGCCGAUGCGGAAGGCGGAGACGUUCCACGAGAGAGGCGGAAGGGGAUCAGGAGAAGGCGCGGGGAGCGACGGAGGCGGAGGGAAGGUGAGGAGGGAGCCUUCGCUGGGGCAGGAGGAGCUCAACAGGAGGGUGGAGGCGUUCAUAAACAAGUUCAAUGAGGAUAUGAGGCUGCAGAGACAGGAGUCCUUGUUGCACUACAUGCAGAUGAUCAACCAAGGUAGCCAUUAAAUCAAAUAAUUAUAAUUCAUUAGUUAGUCGAUGCUCAAUUUGUUUAUUUUGUAAUUCGAAUCAUAAUUGGUUGUAGUAAAUAGUUAUUAGAGUAGUUAAUUAAUUUGCCGAAGCUAAAUGGUGGAGAAGAGAGGGAGGGCAAGAGCCAAGAGGAAUGUUUGUUUGUUUGUAAUUUUCUUUCCGUUAAUUAUUUGUUUGUUGGUUGGUUGGUUGGUUGGUUUUGAAUCCUACUUGUCCAAAUGAGUGUUGAUUUAUGGCACUCUAUAAAUUAUAGGUAAGUCCUCGUCACUGAUGUUACCAA
Molecule: messenger RNA, 1823 nt
Organism: Ananas comosus (pineapple)
Lineage: Eukaryota; Viridiplantae; Streptophyta; Magnoliopsida; Poales; Bromeliaceae
Exons: 3
Coding region: 152-1522 (456 amino acids)
Source: RefSeq, a predicted model, not a curated record